AAUAGGAAUCGGCCAUCGCCGUAGGCAGCCCUAACCCGGGUCGGCAGAGGGAGAAAGGACCGGCCAUGGCGUACGGCGGCCUUGCGGUGCCCAUCAUCGUCAUGAGCGUUUUCUGGGGGGUGGUCGGCGGCGUCUUGCCGUGGCUGGUGCCCAAGGGGCCUAACCGGGGUGUUAUCAACACAAUGCUGGUGACAUGUGCGGUCUGCUGCUACCUCUUCUGGCUGAUUGCAAUCCUGGCUCAGCUGAACCCUCUCUUUGGGCCACAACUAAAAAGUGAUAUAAUCUUGUAUCUAAGGGAGCACUGGCCUUAAUGAUGCCCUCUUCUGUUACCGUUUGUGACCUAGGUUAUGAAGAGAUUUUCUCUAUGUAAACCUCCGUUGAUCCAAAGAUGCCCUUAACGUACUUUGAAUACAACCAAAACUAAUGUCUUACUGUUUGUUCUGUUACAAGAAAUGUUUGCCUAAAACUCUUCCUGUGCUUUUUUACACCUCUGAAAGUGCCUAAUGGAUAUCAUGUACCUCUUCUUCAGUACAACUUUGUGCUUGAAUUUCAAGUGUUAUGAAAUGUUCUCUCUCUCUUCUCUCCUCUGCCACAAUGGCUAGAGGGAAUUGAGAACUGACUAAGCAUUAUUUGCCUUACCAAUUUCCAUACUAGAUGGUUUACUUAUUCAGUUUAUAAGUAUAGUCUGAAUGAUCUGUUAACUUAAUAGAAAAGUAUUGUUUCUUACUUAAAUCUGGAAUAAAAUUUAUCCUGGUUAACGUC
Molecule: messenger RNA, 762 nt
Organism: Elgaria multicarinata webbii
Lineage: Eukaryota; Metazoa; Chordata; Lepidosauria; Squamata; Anguidae
Gene: ATP6V0E1
Product: ATPase H+ transporting V0 subunit e1
Exons: 4
Coding region: 66-311 (81 amino acids)
Biological process (GO): proton transmembrane transport
Cellular component (GO): proton-transporting V-type ATPase, V0 domain
Molecular function (GO): proton-transporting ATPase activity, rotational mechanism
Source: RefSeq, a predicted model, not a curated record